AUGGCCAAGACCGUCAAGAGUAAUAAGCGAGCCGACCGACGGGCCAUGCCCGAGGAUAUCAACCUCGAUUCUCCCGCCAAAACCGACCGAGACUCCGGUAAGGCUAUUGUAGCUGAGGCCAUUGCCAAAAUGAAGGUACGAGAGGGAGAUCACGAUGAUCUGGACGACAUUAUUGCCCAGAAGACCACUCUCAGUGGCGGAGGAGUUACCAAGCGAGGCCACAAGUCUUCCAAGCAAAAACUGCGACGAAAGCAGGCAAUGGAGCGAGCCUUCGAGAACCAGGAGCAGCUGGCCCACAAGACCGAGACUUCAAAAAUCCGAUUCAAGAAGAUCAACAAGAACCGAAAGGCCACCUGGGAGGAGACCAACGAGAAGCUGGAGGCUGAAAAGCGACAUAAAAUGAAGGAUGCCCGAGAGAAGGCUGAGAGAGAGCGAGCAAAGAACGCUUUUGCUUUGCUAGACGAGAGUGAAGCUUAG
This is a messenger RNA of Yarrowia lipolytica CLIB122, 477 nucleotides long. RefSeq lists its product as uncharacterized. NCBI's taxonomy places the organism in Eukaryota, Fungi, Ascomycota, Dipodascomycetes, Dipodascales. The record is from RefSeq and is a predicted model, not a curated record.